Cotesia glomerata is the source of this 817-nucleotide messenger RNA. RefSeq names its product histidine-rich glycoprotein-like. The record is from RefSeq and is a predicted model, not a curated record. The transcript has 3 exons. Lineage: Eukaryota; Metazoa; Arthropoda; Insecta; Hymenoptera; Braconidae. Gene Ontology annotation, cellular component: extracellular matrix. Bases 58 to 732 code for a protein of 224 amino acids.
ACCGGCUGAAAGUUGCAGUCAUACUUUUAGACACCACGAUUACUGUUAAGGCUAAGAAUGACUCUCAAGGUAUUGUUAUGUCUGUGCCUUCUGAAUAUCUAUCAAUCAAAGGCAGGAGUUGUCUCAUUUUCUUCUUUAGAAGAUCAUCACCAUCAUCACUACGAGCAUGAGCACGAUCAUGAGCACCUACCAUUCGCGACGUCUUACAUGCACUUCCAUGGACCGGUAGAGGGUCCAGGGUUCGAAGUGAAAGUGCCGUAUGUUAUCCCCCAUCACUACGAGCAUCACCACGAGGACCACGAGCACCAUCAUCAUCAUGAGGACAGUAAUGAUCUCUCGGAGCACCACAAGCACGAGGAGGAAGAAUUUCUUGGUCACGUUACGGACUACGUCGCUCAUCCAAAGUACGAAUUCGCGUACGGAGUCGAGGACCAUCACACCGGAGACUUUCACGGGCAAAAAGAAGUUAGAGACGGAACGAGUGUUAGCGGAGAGUACAGCGUGAAAGAGCCAGGCGGCACCGUUCGCGUUGUUAAGUACAAGGCUGACAAGGACGGAUUUCACGCGCACGUCGAAAGGAAGGGAAAGAAUAAUCACUCCGGUGCGAAGUAUUCCACUCACGCCCAUACUUAUGAACCGGCUGCUCAUCACGAUGAUAAUCAAAAACAGCAUCACUUUCAGUUAGAGACUGACGACAGUCAUUACCAGUACUCUCACGACGCCUACGCAUAAUAAUUAUUUUUUUAUUUUUAUAUUUUAAUACCAUGUACCUGCUCUAUGUAUAUUUCUUCUGUUAAUUAUAUUUUGUUACACUUCA